AUGUUGUUUUUAUCGACGACUGCCUGUGCACAAUCAGUAGAUAACGAACUCUUAGCAACCAUUGAUACGAAAAGAGGGAGUAUAGUUCUUCAACUAUACUUUGAUAAGGCCCCGCUGACCGUAAGUAAUUUUGUAGGACUAGCAGAGGGUAUUUUUGCAAAGGAAAAUAACGCAUUACAGAAAAAGGGGAAGUAUUUUGACUCGCUUACAUUUCACAGAGUAGUGGAUAACUUUGUUGUGCAAGGAGGUGAUCCAAGAGGGAAUGGAAGCGGAGGUCCAGGGUAUAGUUUUUCAGACGAAUUUCACCCAGAUCUUAGACAUUCAAAAAAAGGCAUACUUUCAAUGGCAAACUCAGGCCCCAAUACCAAUGGUAGCCAGUUUUUUAUUACCCUUAGUGCUACCCCUCACCUGGAUAAUAAGCACAGUGUCUUCGGGGCUGUAAAAAGCGGCAUAGAAGUACUGGAUGCCAUACAGCAAGGCGAUGCAAUAGAGAAGCUACGAAUAAGUGCACAAGGGAAAGAAGCAACGCAAUUCCUCGAUGCUAUAUCUUGGGACAGUUUUCUUACUCAAAACGCCGCUAUUGAAAACGAGCGCCAAGCAAAGCAGAAGGAGAGAACAUUGGAAAUUAUUUCGGCAAUAGAAAAUGAAACACCAGUAUUAGAAAAAACGCGAGAGGGGAUAUAUAUACGAGAACUAAACCCCGCUGUAGGUCAGAAAGUGCGUGAGGGAGAUACUAUUGCUACCCAUUACGAACUACGCCUCUACGGAGAAGAUGCUAUUAUUGAUAGCUCGUACGCAAGAGGCGCCCCCCUGCAAUUUCAAGCUGGAGCUGGAAGAGUAAUACGGGGAUGGGAUAUUAUUGUGCAAACCAUGUCAGUUGGUCAAAAACUGCGUGUCAUCAUCCCUCCAGAACUAGGCUACGGAAGUCAAGGCGCAGGAGCUGUCAUUCCUGGUAAUAGCUAUCUGGAUUUUAUUGUAGAAAUUAUAAGCAUAGAAUAG
This is a messenger RNA of Ylistrum balloti, 999 nucleotides long. RefSeq names its product RING-type E3 ubiquitin-protein ligase PPIL2-like. Gene Ontology annotation, molecular function: peptidyl-prolyl cis-trans isomerase activity. The record is from RefSeq and is a predicted model, not a curated record. Bases 1 to 999 code for a protein of 332 amino acids. NCBI's taxonomy places the organism in Eukaryota, Metazoa, Mollusca, Bivalvia, Pectinida, Pectinidae. Gene Ontology annotation, biological process: protein peptidyl-prolyl isomerization; protein folding. The transcript has a single exon.